AUGAGCGACAAUUGCGACCAAACGCCUGAAGGCGUGACUUCAGGCCAACAAACGGUUCCCAUUCUGAGUGAAGACAACGCUUUAGACGUUGAACUCGUGGCCGACGACACCGACGAAGAAUUUGAAGAAUUUUGGAGAGCGGCUCAAGUUAUUGAAGUGAAUGGCGAGAGACAUACCAUCGUAUCGCCAGCACUGGAUCCCGAAUCAGGAAAACUACUUCUUGUGGUUCGAAGCGAAAGCGGGGAUCAGAUCGCCCUCUCAGCCGAAACGCUGCACGCGAUGGCUAUGAAAUCGCGCGAAGACAACAUUCAGGAGUCAGUUGUCUCCCAAUCGGACGAAACGGCUCUCACUCUGGCGUCGGAUAUGACUUCUCUCACGCAAUCGGUUUCCACAUCGGAAUUGAGUCAAAUGUCUUCAACAUCUUUGGCUGCUUUGCCACCGAUUCAGAUGCGAACUGCGGCCACAAAUGUGGUCCAGUCUAUGGACGCACCCAUUGUGUCUGAAGAGGAAUACCACUCCAUCACAACUACCCCUCCUUUCAGACCAGAAUCAGAUGCAAACUCUUCGGCCGACAUGUAUUUCAACUAAUCCUUUAAAUCCGGCAAUGAAUCAGAAGAAGCGGUUGAAGUGAAGGAAACGACAAAAACAAUAUUUCAA
Molecule: messenger RNA, 657 nt
Organism: Medioppia subpectinata
Lineage: Eukaryota; Metazoa; Arthropoda; Arachnida; Sarcoptiformes; Oppiidae
Source: the annotation of a GenBank genome assembly